Rasamsonia emersonii CBS 393.64 is the source of this 1281-nucleotide messenger RNA. RefSeq lists its product as uncharacterized. Bases 1 to 1281 code for a protein of 426 amino acids. Lineage: Eukaryota; Fungi; Ascomycota; Eurotiomycetes; Eurotiales; Trichocomaceae. The record is from RefSeq and is a predicted model, not a curated record. The transcript has 2 exons.
AUGGCAACAGACACAGUCGAAGUCCCUCGUUUCGUUCUCCAGACCGUUGAAAAUGAGCCUGGCCUCGAAAAAUUCGUUCCUACUUCUUUCUCUUCCUCUUCAUCUCCUUUGUCGACAGAAAAUACAUCAUCGGUCGUUGCGACGGUGCAGGAGGGAGAUGUCAAUUCCAAUCAACCCUCACCACAACAACCACAAUCACUACCACCACCACCACCACCACCAGCAGACGAACUGCCAGUGAAAGAACCACGUAUUACCAAUCCAAAUUCUAGUCCUAAUCCUAAUCAUAAUCAUAAUCGUAUCAACCACAAGCCCGUCUCCUCAAAACAGUCACACCCACCGCCCCGAUUCUACUCUACGCCCUUGGACCCGCAAGAUCCGGACUCGACGCCCGUCACCCUGUACGGUCUCGAGCAGACGUACGAGUAUUACGUGCCUCGACGGAAGACGUGGAUGUUGCCGUCGUUGUCGUUGUCGCAUUCGUCGGCAUCUGCCCCUUCGCCUUCUCCUUCUUCUCCUUCUGUCAGACCUUCUACAUCCGUCUAUUCUCCUUCCGCUAGGCCUCGAAGUGUGAUGAUGAUAGGCGAGACGGAGACAGAGGCAAAGACACAGGUAAAUUCAGAUGCAGAGGCAACAGCGUCGACAAAAGAAAGUUCGACUACAACUGCAACUGCAACUACAGCUACCUCCGAUCUACGCUCGUCCUCGUCGCAUUCCCAUCAACGCUCGCAUUCAUCAUCGUCGUCAUCAACUUCAACGACACGAGCAACGACUCCCGCAGCGACGACAGCUGCAGAUACACCAGUUCAACUGUCCUCGUCCUACAAAUACUCGCGCUCAUCACCGUCACUUCUACUGUCACCGCCAUCACAACCGUCAGAUUGCGCUCUUACGCAGACAUCUUCUUCUCCAAAUGCGACUGCAACUACAGUUCCACCACCCAUUCCAGGCACAUUCCCAAGGCGAACAAACACGACGCCCACGCUGACAACGACGAUAACAUCGACAGCUGCAUCUGCAUCCAGAUCUAAAUCAAGAAGACAUUCCGUCCUCUUCUGGAGGAAAGAUGAUCACAACCAUGAUCAGGAUCAGGAUAGUCAUCUCCCGACGAGCGACAGCAAUCAAAAUGACAACACCAAAACCAACAAGAUGGAAAACACCACUAACAACAACGAUAAUAAUAAUAGCAACAACAACGACAACGGCAAACCCACAAAAAAAGAAAGCCGCCUCCAUCGCUCCCUGACACGAAGAUUGACCCUUUCAUUACGAUUGCGCUGA